This is a messenger RNA of Gambusia affinis (western mosquitofish), 1898 nucleotides long. Its product is annotated as synaptosomal-associated protein 25-like. NCBI's taxonomy places the organism in Eukaryota, Metazoa, Chordata, Actinopteri, Cyprinodontiformes, Poeciliidae. The transcript has 8 exons. Gene Ontology annotation, molecular function: SNAP receptor activity; voltage-gated potassium channel activity; syntaxin-1 binding. The record is from RefSeq and is a predicted model, not a curated record. Gene Ontology annotation, cellular component: SNARE complex; plasma membrane. Gene Ontology annotation, biological process: exocytosis; synaptic vesicle priming; synaptic vesicle fusion to presynaptic active zone membrane. The coding region runs from base 137 to 778 and encodes 213 amino acids.
AGGUGAUCAGCAGCAGCUGGCGGCUUCAAGGCGAAUAUCUGGAGGAAACGAGCAGAAAACAGGAAGACUGGAAGAUCUGAUGAAAGACUCAGCCUCUCCUCUGACCAGAACCUGAACCAGAACCAGCUGUGGUAAAAUGGCGUCCAGCUGUGCUGACCCGCCCAUCCUGACGGAACAAGAGGAGUUACAGAGGAGAGCCAACCAGGUCACAGAUGAGUCCCUGGAAAGCACCAGACGGAUGGUUCAAUUGGUGGAAGAGAGCAAAGACCUGGGGAUCAGAACUGUGGUGAUGCUAGAUGAACAAGGAGAGCAACUGGAGCGGAUAGAGGAAGGCUUGGAUCAGAUCAACUCUGACAUGAAGGAGGCGGAGAAAAACCUGACUGACCUGGGGAAGUGCUGUGGUCUCUGCAGCUGUGAGAAACUGAAAGCCUUUGAGGAGAGCAGGGCGUACAAGGCAGUUUGGGGCGGAGCCUCCAAUCAGGAUGGGGUUAUAGCCAAUCAGCCUCCAACGUCUCGGGUCGUCGACCAGCGAGAGCAGAUGAUGAUGAGUGGAGGACACAUCCGCAGGGUGAUGGACGACGCCCGAGAGGAUGAGAUGGAGGAGAACCUGGCUCACGUGGGGAGCAUCAUGGGAAAUCUGAAAAGUAUGGCUCUGGACAUCGGCAAUGAGCUGGAGUCACAGAAAGAUCAGAUUCACCGCAUUACGGAGGCGGCCAACGUGAAUGUCUCCCGCAUCAACGCCGCCAACCAGAAAGCUAACAACCUCAUGAGGCGAUAGAACAGACCAGCCGACCUGAUUAGAGUCCUGAGCAGACAGCAAAAGAGGAACCUCUGACGUUGUUCUCUUUAUUUAUUUUCAAUUCUUUAGUGACCAGAAGUGCUUUAAUCUGACUGCAGGUUUUCUUUUAAUCACUUCACUUUUCCCCCUAUGAAGCAUCCUCAGGUCCCCACAGCAGCACCGCUAACAGCAACCGACACAAGCUGAUCAGGCUUCAUGAGGGUUCCUUAUUUUGGGAAAUGAAUAUUUUUUUUCUGUUUAGAACAUCAUAGAAGCAGGAACAGCUGCUGAUAUUCCCAGAAACCAGUCCAUUCACCAGUUUGGCCAGUACCCGUCAACCCUCCCCCUCCUCAGCUCUUUCUACUGCCUCUCAUGUUCCUGACUGGCUGGAAACACGUGUGCCAUGGCGCCCUCUUCCGGGGUUGCCGGGCAUUGCACCCAGGAGGGAAACACGCAUUUGUUCUCAGAGAAAGAUCAUUGGAGCCCCCAAGCGGCCGAAUAUGGAACUGCUCCUUGCCGGUCACUCCAUCUUCUUUCCUCCCCCUGCAUCUUCUGAAAUGGAAGUGAAACAACAAAGCGCUCCACAUUAAUGAGUCAUGGUAGGAGAAACUAAACGUGUCACCAAAAGAAAAUACCAAAAAGUAGAAUAUUAUUAUUACUUGAAAUAUUAAAUGUUUAAUUGUUUGGUUGUAUCAGAAACAAUGGGCAACCUCUUUGUUUCAUGUUUUUAUUUGUUUUUAUAAUGAAUUUAGGAUUGUAAGGUUAAAAUGAAAGGAUGCUUUAUUUGCUCAGAAUUAGAAAAUCUUUAGGUCGUAAACAAAAAUCCUAAUGUCUUUCAUUAAACCCACAAAAUGUAUUGAAUUCGACAUGAAUAUAAGUUUGAUUUCAACUUCGUAAACCUCUAUAACGCUACCUUUAUUUUUUAUAUUUAUGCUUACAGUAGCAGGGUAAUGUUUAUUCAUCUUUGUUACUUUGAUUCGUUUCCCUCAUAUUGACAAUUAAUUGUACUGUCACCCAAGCAUGACGUCAUUUAAAGACAACUUUAUCUCAGACUCACUUCAGACAAAGAAAGCUAAUUGUGAUGUUCUGUAACUAAAAUAAAACAAGUUCUCCACUGAAA